Saccharomyces cerevisiae S288C is the source of this 315-nucleotide messenger RNA. It is a transcript of the gene ROQ1, whose product is annotated as Roq1p. The record is from RefSeq and is marked reviewed. NCBI's taxonomy places the organism in Eukaryota, Fungi, Ascomycota, Saccharomycetes, Saccharomycetales, Saccharomycetaceae. The transcript has a single exon. Bases 1 to 315 code for a protein of 104 amino acids.
AUGUUAAGGAGGGAAACUUCAACAAUAUACAGGACACACAAAAAAAGCAACAGUAGUAUACUCAGGAGCCAGCGGGACCAGACUAGAGUGGAUUCCUUGGUAGAGGAGUCUCCCAUGGGCGAUUUCGGGAUCAAUAACCAGCCUACACAGCCUGGCGUGAUAUACUACUUUGUAGAGCUGACUAAUUUAGGCAUACAGGAAAACACAAGCAGUAAUAAUAACAACAACAAUAAUCAUGGUGACGAUGAAAACGGCAGUCGAUACGGCCACGGCAGCAGUCUGGGUGGAGACGUUCACUCUCGCCGUUGUUCAUGA